AUGGCUGCACCAAUAGCUCUAGCUAUAACUGGGACAACCUUAAGCAUCGCCGCCAAUGCUUUCAAAGGCAUCCGCAAUGCCUCAAAAGAUAUCCAGGAUCUUACAUUGAGUAUCGACGGGCUAUAUCAAGUGCUAGGUUUACUUACAACCGCACUCACCUAUCAAGACACAGGCGAUAUCAGGCUACCGUCACAGAUGAUAUCGGACCUUGAGGUCCUUCUCGGGACUUGCAUCGAGCUCUGUAAAGAUGCCAAACGCGUGGUUGGUCCCUUCAUUGCACCUGACGGCAAGAGUCGAGGCGGAUUCAGGAACGGACUUAAGUGGGAGCUUUUCAGCAAGAGCGACGUCAAGUUAUUACAGGAGGCGCUAGCAACUUGCAAAAUCACCAUUAAUAUUGCAAUCUCAUCGCUAAAUUUUGUGACGAAUAGUCAAACAAAAAUCGCCAUCGAGCAGAUCCGUAAGGAUAUUGCGAUUCUUAGACUGUGUGCAAAUCAACAAGAGCAACAGGAGAUGCAAGGAGACUUGCAAGAGGCUUCAGGUACUUUCGCACGAUCAAGCAAUGCUUCUGGGAGGUUGAGCAUUGCUUCGUACAGUCUUCCACUCCGCAGCUACAUGGCAGAGACGGAGUCAUUGAUUGGCUCAUCAGCUUCAGAGCCCUCUGAAUCAGGGGACAUGAACACGGUCAAUCGAGACUCUGGACACGAGAUCUCAGCGCCAGAUCAGAAAGCCAAUGAAAUCUGGUAUUCUGCGUGGCCUCUGCAACACGAGGAACUUUUGCCAGAUGGCAAAGCCUACAGCAUUGAUCAGGAUCUUUAUCCUGGAUCCUCUGUGGCUCGUCUUCCAGAGAUGUUUUCAGCCAAUGAAAGUGCUAUGGAAGCGCCGAAGAAGGGAUUUCUAAGAAAGACCGAACACUUGACAUCCAUCGAGCCUUCUAGUCUUGGUGAUUUGAUCCUGGUGGGUAGGAUCAACACCAACCUCAAGCGCCCUGGAAUUUUGACCGAGUUGGAUUUUUUCCUCUUUUCAGAGAGACUCUUGGGGCUACGCCUGAUGUCUAAUCAUGAUCGACCUGACCUGCAUCAACCGAAUGAUAUGUCACCAUCUGUCAUAAACGCCUUCUCAGGUUUUUCGUACAGAAUUAUGUUCGAGAUCGAGGUCGACAGAAUAAGAGAGCUUAAGAGAGAGCCUGGAAUAUUCAAAAAGGAGCAUGUGACAGCUUUAUCAUACCUGCGUAAGGAUGAGAAGGGCUACGAUUCAAUGGAGUGGUAUUUCAUGUCUAAAGACGCCAGAAAAGAUAUCAUGAAGUGGAAGAAGGCAUUGGAGAAGGCUCGCGAUGACCUUAAAGUAUAUAUCAAUUCAUACAUUACGAAUCAUGCUCUCGAUCAGUUAUUGGAGCAUUUAGUAAAGGAUGGCGUAAGGCAAGUCAUCCGUCUAGGCUUACGAUCCAAAUCCGAUUUGCUUCAAAAUCUCACUCUCUAUUAUAUAAGGGAAGAAGUCGUACCCACGAAGACGGAAAAACAUAAUAAAUAG
This is a messenger RNA of Hyaloscypha bicolor E, 1527 nucleotides long. RefSeq lists its product as uncharacterized. The record is from RefSeq and is a predicted model, not a curated record. NCBI's taxonomy places the organism in Eukaryota, Fungi, Ascomycota, Leotiomycetes, Helotiales, Hyaloscyphaceae. Bases 1 to 1527 code for a protein of 508 amino acids. The transcript has 4 exons.